Marchantia polymorpha subsp. ruderalis is the source of this 2687-nucleotide messenger RNA. The record is from the annotation of a GenBank genome assembly. Lineage: Eukaryota; Viridiplantae; Streptophyta; Marchantiopsida; Marchantiales; Marchantiaceae.
CUCGUCUCGAGACAGGGUUAGAGAGAAUGAUAUUAAAACCACAUUUUACAGAUGAGUCUCAGAGCUCAAUCAUUCGUCAGCAAGAUGAUAGAUCUUCCUUGUUAUCUAUCUGGCCAGCGAGCUGCAAACCCCUCUCGGUUUGAGAGAGAAAUAUCCAAGGAUAGAAACAGGAAAAGAUUGCUGUCCAUGGGCCGAAAUUUCAGCCGGACCACAAUCAGAAUUGUAGUCUCAGAUUUGCUGAGAAAAAACUACGCUAAGAGAGGAGCAUGAAAUUCAGGUUGUGACAUGGAGAGGAGACACUCAGAUUGUAUCGACAGAUGUACAGAGAACAGGAACCAGUUUUUUCAUGGCGGUGCUGAGAAUGCUCAAACCCUUGUGUGUGAUGUAAGGUGUCAAAUCCUCGGAGCUGGACACACAAAAGACCUCAAUCUCCGCACUUCACAGGCCGGGACAUGGGCUUUUGUAAACACCACAGCCUCGACUACCCUGAACUUAUACACUGAACGGAGGCUUUAAGGUCCUCCCCUCACCAACUGGACUCGCUGGUGAAGAAGACGACAAACAAACGAAGCUGCUGGGUAUUGUGUGUCAAUUCUCGAGUCGAAGAGAAAAAGUGAAUAACAGGAAACUGUGGCAAAAGACACCUCUCGAGGCACUGCUGAUGAGAAUUUCUAAAAUCUACUCCUCGGUCAAGAUGCUCUUGCACCACAUGAAGCACAUGGCGACCAAUUCUGUUACGAUCUGGAACUUCUGCACAAGUUGUGGAGCUGUUGCUGAAGCCAGAGUCCGCCAUGGCGCUUCAUUCGUGACAGGUGAAACGGAUUUGAGAGUGGCAUCAUUGCGUUGGGACACAGUUGGGGGAAUAGAAUACUCCCUCUUGCGAGUGUUGUUCUCUUUGACGUCAGGUGAGUGUCUGCCCCUCUGACAGAUUGUGUUGCGCAUAAUAAGGUGGAGGAAUAAUGGAGUCGCUCAUACAGUCUUAUCAGUUGCCUCGGUUAGACGUGAUGGCCUUUCUCUGGCCAGCAAUAAUAUGGCGCAGGUCGAAUGUGAGGACGACCACAGCCAGCGGUGGUCUCGGUCAGUACACCUGUUUCCAAAUUGGGACUUCGGUGCCCUUCUCGUCUCCUUGAGUUUUUUUCCUUUUCUAUGACAAGGGACCCAUCAUAUACCUCCUCCACCUUCGAUCGACUGAACGGUCAGACUCUUCGCUUUGAUUCGAGCAAAAGCCUGAAAGAUUCUUCUUUGUUUGCCAGAGCCCAUCAAUUAGAUUUCCAAGGCUUUACGUGACUCCACAUUGUCAACCUCCUUCUCUGAUUCCAGAAAUCUUCAUGCUUGGGUCAAGGAAAGAUCUCAGCCUAGGCUUCAGACACGUCUGACGAGGGUGUGAUGUGAUCUAACAGCUGACUGUGAUUUCUGUAUCCUCAAGCAAACUGAGCUCACAUCACCAGCAGAAGACAAUGUUACAGGUUAUUGAGCGAGAAUCAUCAUCUUCAAUGAUGUCAGAGUGUCAUUGAAUCAAAAACCUCACUUUUCUUUCCUGAAGCACUGCUCAGCGAACUCGAUUUGACUAUUUUGGCGGAAGAUGACUCAUAGCUAUGCCUUAAAACAGUUUAUACACUGCCUUCCAUCAGACAUCAAGCCCUGCGAGGAAGUUUGCUCGCUGACUCCAGCAGGUGCAAGAGCGGAUGACAUUCCAGUGAGGCUAAGUGUGUUGCUCAACAUUGUGAGACCAUCCAUGAUCACUCAUCAGAAACAAAAAUAGUCCUAACCAUGAAAAGGCAGGAGAAAAUUCCUCUCCGUCCCUUCAUUUGGAUCCCAUAACAUGCACUACCCCCUCGAUAGCCCAGACCCCAUCCCUGCCUCACAUUUAUCCACUCAAUUGGUUUCUACAGUCCUGUUGCUCCCACCGACACACCGAUGCGUUAUCGAUCGAAAGACAGGACGUGAAUUCGGGGCCGUCAGAAACUUGGAGACAGGAGCGAGCUAAAAGACGAAAAAAUCAUUAGCAGGUCAAGCAGAGGAGAGAAGUGUCGACAAUUGUGUGAGCGGGACGCAAAAUGCGGAGAAUAAAAUCGAAUGCGGCGAUUGUUUCUUCCACUAAUGGCUCAGAGGGAGCAAACAAGGCAGACUGUUUUACAGUCUCCCAUCACGAGGACAGCGAUCUGGAAAGUGCACGGCAUGAAAGGAACCAUUACCGAAGACGAGUGAAUGAGGAGGAACGGAAUUUGGACAGAGCCAGCGGAUGAAGCUAGAUAGUCGACGAUCGAGAGGUGCGGGUUGAGAUUGCUGUUUCUUCACGUGCCUUGUGAGUUCUUCAACCGCCGUCACCACGGCCUCGUGAUCCGCCCUCCGGCUUCGAGCUUCACUGCUUUGAGUCUUAGCUGUUCAUCUCCAAGGUUGUUUUCUGUCCAUUGCUCUCCCUCCCCUCCUCAUGUUCGAUUCCAUGCCUCUCACUUCCCUUCGAGCGCCAGAAUUUUCACAUCUUCAAGCAUUACAGUUCUGGAGCGCACGGACCUUGGAUCCACAAGUUUGAGAAAAAAACCUCAUAUACACUUAGCAUCCAAAUUCCUUGCAGAAAGCUACAUAUAGUUUCACAUUUUGCAUGGUUUCCACAUUGUAUUGAUUAGCACAAAUGUUGCAACAAAUUACACUAAUAACCAAGUCAUGAAAAUGAUAUCACAAUCAAA